Brassica napus (rape) is the source of this 988-nucleotide messenger RNA. Its product is annotated as PRA1 family protein B4. The record is from RefSeq and is a predicted model, not a curated record. Gene Ontology annotation, cellular component: Golgi apparatus; endoplasmic reticulum. The transcript has a single exon. Gene Ontology annotation, biological process: vesicle-mediated transport. Bases 133 to 801 code for a protein of 222 amino acids. NCBI's taxonomy places the organism in Eukaryota, Viridiplantae, Streptophyta, Magnoliopsida, Brassicales, Brassicaceae.
GAAAGAAGAAGGUCAACAAUCUCCUCUCCCAUAUAUAUAUAAUUCUCCUCUCCUUCCCUCUCUUUAAUUACUUGUCACGUUUACGUUCUCUCAUUCAUCUCUCAGAUCUGCCAAACUCUGACAACAGCAACAAUGGCUUCCGCAUCUCCUCCCACCCUCCCAAUCUCCAACCCCCAAACCGUCCCCUCCGCCGCCGCCCCUUCCUCCCUCGAAUCCCAACAACCCCCCCUCGCCACCCCCGCCUUCCGCGCUUUCAUCAACCGCAUCUCCGAAACCGUCUCCAACGGCCUCUCCCAGCGCCGCCCCUGGUCCGAGCUCGCCGACCGCUCCGCCCUUUCCAAGCCCGAGUCCAUCUCCGACGCCGCCCUCCGCAUCCGCAAGAACUACUCCUACUUCAAGGUCAACUACCUCGCCGUCGCCACGGCCAUCGUCGGCUUCUCCCUCGUCACGCACCCCUUCUCCCUCGCCUUCCUCCUCUGCCUCCUCGCCUCCUGGCUCUUCCUCUACCUCUUCCGCCCCUCCGAUCAGCCCAUUGUUCUCCUCGGCCGCACCUUCUCCGAUCGCGAGACGCUCGGGUGCUUGAUCUUGUUCAGCAUCUUCGUGGUUUUCCUCACGGACGUUGGAUCUGUGCUCGUCUCGGCUGUGAUGGUUGGUGUGGCGUUGAUCUGUGCUCAUGGUGCGUUUAGGGCUCCCGAGGAUCUUUUCUUGGAUGAGCAGGAGCCGGCUGCUACUGGUUUCCUCUCGUUCCUCGGCGGCGCUGCGUCUUCCGCCGCGCCUGCUGUCAUCGCCGCUCGCGGGUGAUGACAAUGCGGAUCGUGAUGGGCUCAGAUCUAUAUCUUUUUGUUUUGUUUUACUUUUUUCGAAAGAUCUUCUCCAUAUGAUUCGUUUGUUCAAUCGAUACUUUAGGGUUUAUGAAUCUGAAAAGUUGUGAGAUCUGCAUUAAUGUUUUUGUUCUCUUGUUGGCAUUAUAUAAAUAUGUUUUACCUCU